UUUUAAGUGACAACUGUACAAAUGCAUUUUAGGGUCAUUUAGACCGCUGCGUACAACUAAGGUUCUAUGUUAUGUAUUGUGCUUAAAGCAUUAUUCCACCUAAUUCCAGUCUUAAUCUCUAGGUUUUUUUCAUUUUUGACUUGUAUUGCCACUGAUUAAUGUCCCAAGUCUUGGGAAAUCUUUGGGGUAUUUUGGGGAAACUCCCGAAGUCAAGUGACCUUCACCAAUGUUUGUGGAAAUUUUGGAGUUUUUGUGCCAUUUCCCCAAAGUUCACUAUAGCUGCUUCCCCAAAAUUGGGAGCUCGAGGUCUGUUAAUCUCCUUACUGAGUGUAUGUGGGUUUUGUGCUACCACUGUGCUGUCAACUAUGCUUCAUUUCCAGCUCUGUCCACGCACUACUCCGCACUCCCCUUUAAUACCGAAGUGCCUACAGGCGGAACGUGAACCGUUACAAUGUGAUGAAAAGUAAAAUCACACUUGUAUAUUGCCUAAAACGCUUGAAGAAAGCUGCAGCUUUAUUCAAGAAAUGGUUCUCAUGAGAACUAUUAAUUAAUACCAUGUAGUAAAAAUGAUUACAAACACUUCACUCUGUCCCUGAAGACUGUAUAUGACCAAUUGUAUGUAAUUGACUCGACCCCAGAAUCCUGACCUUUAGUCCUGAAUGUUGUAUAUAAGCUAAUUAUAGAGUUUCUCCCAUAUUAUCGCAUGAAGUUCAUGAAUCAGUAUGACUACGUACCAAUUUAUGUUCGUAUUACCACGCGUGCUAUUUAAAAAGGACUGGUAUUUUCUUUCGCUGGGUUGGUUUUCUUGUUUUGACCUUUUACUACGCAUCGAGACUACUGUUUUCGUUUUAAUUGGGUUUAUUUUAAAGUAAUCUCCCAAAGUACCUUUUUUAAAAAGUAAUCUACCAACUGUACUUUUGAGUACAUUGGUAGUUCUUGUAUUUGAUUCUACCCUUGGUUUAACAACUCAGUUCACUUUUCUAUAGUGAUCACUUUCUAUUGUCUCUGGGUAUUGUUUGUGUGGUUUCUUUUUUAAAACCUCUGACUGACAACUGGGCAGUGUAAAAAAGCAAUUGUCAACUCCCAGACUGUCUAUACCCUGUGCAAACCAUCAUGCAGUGCAAUGAGUGCAAAUGAUAAUAUCACGAAUCUAACGCUUGUAGCUUUCGAAGGGUUUAGUAAAAUUAGUUGCAUUUGAUUUUGUCAGCAAUGCUGUUCGGACGCGAAGCCAUUGCAAUGGUGAUUGCUGCUAAAAGGAGUAUUAACAAGCGUAGUUGAGACAUUAAAUGGUACUCUCUCGGUCGACAUACAAAUUGAUGUAAAGUUACCUUAAAUAAAUUCAGAGUCGAUUAACUUACGCGGACUGAUUGAGGGAGGAUAGAGUUCAAAGAGAUCUGUUAGAAAUAAAAGCUCAAAAAAGGAAGUUUUUCUGCUCCUCGCCCUUCGAAUGGCAGCGGACAAAAAACACCUGCAGACCCAGUCGCAAGGCUAGGUCUAUUUCUAGCGAGAAAAACAACAACCUAACUACCUAAGUUAUCGACAGUUAUCCAGGAUACUACUGUAUGUGUAACACGACUGUAAUUGCUACUCCAAUGAAUGUAGAUGGAUGGGUAAAGAUCAAUCAUAAAAAACGACUUAAUGUUGCUAAGGAAAAGUUUGUCCCUGAAAUAGCAGCUGAGAAAUUGAAGACUGAUCAUAUUGAAAGGUCAGUUGUCUUCAAUCGAGUCAAGGAAAGUGAAAGCUCAGAACCCAGAACUCGUUUUGAGCAUAACAUUGAGUUGGUAAAAUACGUACUAAACUAGCUAACGCCUCAGGAUAUCUCCAAAGUCACCUUAUUAAGGGUUUAUAGACUGGGUAGCCAAAUGGACUUGAAACAAUUAAACCAGGCUUCUAAAAGUAUUAGUGAAAGGAACUUGAUACUACGGUGGUCUUGAGUGCUGUUAGAGAUAUGAGGGCGAUUACUACUUCCCGGAUGCCCACACCGUGGAAGGGUUGUUCUGGAGGUACCUGAAAAGGAAAUUGGAUUAGAGGUGGUCUUAAUGAAUGGAAUGGACAUAAACUAAAGGGGUCAGGAUUUUUGUCCUCAAAGAAUUGCUGCUCGCGGACCAUAUAAAAAGAUGAGUUGAAAACGAAGUAAAACUAGGGUUAGAUGGUGGAAAUAAUGACCUUAAAAUUGUAAAUUUUCGGGUGGUGAGGCUCUGGAGCCACUUUGGGUGCAUCAUGGAGCCAUUUAAAUGGUCCUCAAAUCUGUUAUGCAAAUGUCCGGAGCUACAGAUAGACUCUACCAAGCCAGAAACUUGGCUGCUGCAGUCUAUAGACAGUAGGGGACUAGUAGUAGCUCCAUUCAUUCGAAAUACUAUCCCAUCUGUCGUUAUUGAUAACAUGUCCUAUAGAAGUGGGACGUGCUUAUUAGUUAAUUGCCACUUGAAAUACAAAAGGGAAGAGCCGCUGAUUGUUUUUAGUCUACCGAAGUCCAAACUUAAGUGAGUAAAGUCUUGUUAGACGGUUUCAGCUCUUGGUCAUCAAGUGAUCGGUGUUUAAUCGUAGGAAACUUUAAUGCACCUACGGUAGACUUGAAAAAUCUGAAGACUGAACCGUCAUAAAAUUAUUUCGAAUAGAAACUCGUUGACCAGCCCGGUCAUUAAGACCAAAGUCCUCCAGUGAAACGGCUUGGAACGCAUCCAGAAAUUCGUACAUAAAAGUCACUGCACCACAUAUCCCUUGGACUACACCAAGGGGUCUGAGAAACUCCACCGUGGUUCAGUAAAGAGAUUUGCACCCUUCUCUAUAAGAGGGGAAAAAUAUCGCUGCUGACAAGACAAUCUCAAUAUUGGGAAGCUCGAAAUAUUUAUGCCUCGACCCUCCGCAAGUCUACAAGCUUAUAAGAAGAAAAGCUUGCACAUGUUUUAAUCUAUCUGUAUCCCAGGGUGGAUUACCAAAAGGCUGGAAGAAUGCCAUAGUAAGUCUCGUUUUCAAAACAGGUACAAGACAUAAACCUGAGGAUUAUUGACCCGUAAGCCUAACCAGCGUGACUGUUAAAAUUUUAGAGAAGAUUAUUCAGAAGGAAUUGUUUAAGUACCUCGACGAAAACCGGAUUCUUUCUGAAAAGCGACAUGACUUAAGAACAGGUAAUUCAUGUUCCACUAACUUAUUAGUAGCCUGUGAAAGUUGGUACGCUCUUAAAUACCGAAAUUUACUCAUAAACGUAGCUUACAUUGACUUCAGCAAGGCUUUUGGCAAAGUUCCUCACAACUGGCUGUCAUAUAAGUCAAGUUAUAUCGGGGUUAGAGGCUUUUUAUUUAUAUAGAUAAGGGACUUCCUAGUUGGACGUCAACAAAGAGUACGGGUGAACUCGAAAUUGUCUAGCUGGGAAACAGCUUAGUGGAGUGCUUCAUUGUAUAGUUUUGGGACCAGUGUUGUCCCUUCUCUAUGAAAUGACCUUCCUAGUCUCUCAUCAUCGGUCUUGUUAUAUGCUGACGAUGUCAAGAUAUGGAGGGAUAAAAAGUAAAGGUGAUUGUUCGGCGCUUCAAAAUGACCUGGAGAAAUUAUCUGAAUGGUCUAAAAUUUGUCGGUGGUCGAUACAUACACGAUGGAUAACAGUGAGCUAUCUGUCGUCCAGACACAUUAACUUGAAAGUCAUCGUUAGCGAAAACUUAAAAACUACCGCACACUGCCAUGCGAUAGCCGGGGAAUCUUAUGGUCAAUACGUGGGACCUUCAGCUGUGUCGAUACUAAAACACCUUUAACUUCGUAUACAGUAUUCGUUCGUAAUAAACUCGAGUACUGCAUACAAGCAGCUAUCCCUUGCCUAAAAGCAGACAGUGAGCUCCUGGAAGAGGCUCGAAGAACUGCAACUAAGCUGACUCCCGGAAUAGCAAAUCUCCCGUAUGAUGUUCGAUUGGUUAAAAUAAGCCUACUUACAUUAUCAUAUAAAAGAACCAGAGGCGAAUCGAUCACAGCUUUCAAAUUACUGAAUGGUAAAUUUGCAUCUGAUAUGCCCUCAUUUUUGUUGUCUUUCAAAACAGAAUUUACGAGGACAUUAAGAAAAUUCACAAGCCCAGAACAAAUUACUUGUCAGUUGACUAUCGACUUUCCCAUGGAAUCAUCAACGAGUGGGAUUCGUUACUUCAACACGUGGUCGACGCUUUCAAAAUUAAGUUUGAUCAACUGAGAGAUCACCAUUGCCAGGACUAACAAAGACCACUUAGCCUCCUAUUCUUUUCGGACCAAAAGACUCCAACCCUUAACCUAAUUAUCUGAGCCUAACUAAGAAAAAUAUGAGGAAUCUUGGAAGUCCGUUUAGGCCCUUAAAAGGGUUCGAGAAGAUAGACGGUAUCCACUGGGACGAGUUUAUCGUUAUGGGUGGAGUAACCGUAAGAAAAAAUCAAUAGACUUAUUAAUUAGAUAACAUCGGUUGACACUUUGCAAUAUUGCUGUUGAAUUUUCCAUAAAUUAUCCACAUAUAAGGUCUUUUCCGAUUAGUCAGGAACUGAUUGACUACUCGUUGCGGUUGUUUUAAGUUCAUUCGGAAAGUAUAUUUUAAUUAGUCAGGCUUACUGUACAGUUACACAGAUAAUAGCUCCAUAUAAACAUGACUAAAAGCUCAAUUCAAAGAACGUAUUAAUUGUUUGUUACUUCUCUUUACUUACAUGCUUACCGUUUAUUACUACAAAAAGGUACAUGAAGACAAUUAUUUGUAUUUUCCAGGUUAGCCCUAAAUUUAAGUAAAAUUUAAUCCAAAGUUUUCGUAGUACCUUGAAUCGAUAGCUUUUUUGUCAGUCCGCCAUUGCUAGGAUUUCUUCUGCUGAAUACUAUUCUUUUGUUUUGUCGACUUUUGAAUAUUAAAGCUGAUCCGGUUAAAAUGAUCCCUUACAUAAGAGUAGAAUUUCUGAAUUGUUGACACUACUAGAAUUAGAAAGCAAACUACAAUAAACUAAGAGUAAAGGUGGGAAUUUUGGCUGCGUUUACAUUGAAAAAAUCAAUUGUCGUUGAAUGCUAAAUCAAAAAUAUCAACUGUAACUUAGCUAAUGGUGUUCUCGUUUUCACGCUUGUUGUAGCUUAUGUCAUAAUCCUCAAUGAUGUAUCUACCUUGAUUAGUUACGCUUAAUCCAAUCUAUCAAUUUGACCUUUAGAAGUUCAUGAUUUGUUUCCGAAUUUCACAUGUUUACACUGAGCCACAAACCAUCUGUUUUAAUGGCUUAAAUGAGCUGAUCCAGCUAUAAACAGUAUUCCAUCACUCAUUUGUCCAUAUCGGAUAUCCGUUUUGGCUACUUAGUCUGACGAUCCCUUUGUAAGUUUUCGAAUUUAGGCGUCGGUGUGCUGUAAGGAGCACGAAAAUAACCACUAAAAUUAUAUAGGACAACCUUCAGUAAUAUCUUUUUAGAAGAGUUUUAAAAUAGUAUCACUAUUCAUAUACGAUCUUUUGUGGAUUGAUGACAGAUCUAAAAUCCACUUCGUUUUUAUAUUGAAUCACAACACGGAUCAACAACCAUUUUAAAAUCAAUAUGGUCUUGCUAAAUACUAAAGCUUGGAAUUAGUCCAGUACGUACUGAAGUACUAUUAACAUCUUCAAGAAUGAUUUCUAAGCAUCAGCAGCAUUGUAUAUAUGUACCUUAGAAACUAGUUAAGAUCUAAGUGUCACAAGACUUCAAAAAUGAUGGAUAGGUUGUCUAUUUUAUGGCCAUUUAAAUCAUAAGUGUUAAACAAAGAAUUUCGUAUGAUUAUAUUUUAUAAGUGUACCUUGACAAACUUAAGCUCUAAGCAUAUUAGUUCGUCGAUUCAAAUUUUCACUUGUAGAAAUUAAAGUAGGUUAAAACUGGCCUAAAUAAUAAAACCAGUGGAUUUUCUAAAGUAUAAAGAAGUGAAUUAAUAUCCACCAAUCAUUAGGAUAAUCCAUUAAUAAGGAGAAAGCUACUCAUAUGUGUCGUUGAAAUUUACUUUAGGUGAGAUUACUCAGUCUAAAACCAGAUUCUCUCGUGAAAUGCAUUCACUACGUUAACAGUUUCUCCCUGCUAUUUAACUGUUAUUAACUUUUUAAAUUAAUAAUUCAUCUUAGUCCGAGCUUUCCCGAUAAAAUAAUCUCAGUUCAUAUAAGUUCUCAAUCUCAUCAGUCUAUUCCGUUAAAGCUCAUCACCUCCUCAACCCCCUUAUGUUUUUAUAGCCCAAUGCUUUCACCAAAGAUCAUCGAUUCUUACUGAACUUCAAGAAUCCUACAUACUGUUCCUAUAUAUACUUAGCCUUUUCAGGUGAAUUGGGUUAUCACUCAGAAGACUUGAAUUUCAAUCAUUAAGUUCCAAGUUCAGAUCCCACUCUACACACUCAGUUUGAUUUACAAUGUUGUUCCACUGUUCCUCAAAAAUAAUAAAGGUAUUCAGUUUUUCCAACAAUGAAGGUAAUGUAAGUUGAUACCGGUUACUUAGAAUUGUGUAUUCAUGCUGAAAUUUAUUUGGUGAUCGAGACUGAUGUAAUUUACUAGAGAUGCGAAGCGCUCAAUGUGCUCAACUAUCUUAACAACCUGAAAUCAAACUUCAUAAUUCUGAAGUUCUUUGUACUUGUUAGGUGGAAAACUCAUGAUAAAAGUUUUAAGGAUUUCCCUCUGUCUUCGGACAGUUGAAUAGCUAUGUAACUCAGUAACUACUUGCACUUUCAUGUACUAGACCAUAAUCCAUACAUUGUGAGAGUCAACUAUACAUCCUGGUUACUCAACUCUAUUAGGUGAAUUUUGAGGGUAUGGGAUCUUCAAACAACUUUGGAGGAAGAAAGUCAAAACCAAUUUAAAAUGAGUUUUCUUCGCACCAAUUUAUUUAGUGUGAAUUCUGUUCAUAGACUUUCACUAUGAUUUGUGUUCAUUCAAAACUACUCAGUUCCCAAAUCAUAAUAAUUGUAAUCGACAUAUUAUGGGUAAUCUUAAAUGCAUUUUUGAAUUUCUACUGUCUUAAUCAACAAGGCUUUUUCACAACUAAACUUCUUAAUCUUGUUAGCGGAACAGGGAAGAAGAGAUUAGCAAAAGCCUCAUGCACUAUAGUGAGGUUGAAGCUAAUAAUAGCAUCUUCACUUUUACCGAAAUUUCAACAGAUAUUUUUACAUUAUAAACGAGCUGUGCUUUAAUUGUGUAAUUUGUUGAGUUUUUCCUACUUAUUUCAGAUGGACUACAUGAUAAGUACAGUCGAUAUAUUCAUUUCUUGUUAACAAAAGAAGGCCGCUCCUCAUAAUCAAUUCAUUUCUUUCUCAAUGAGGCUAAUUAAUUCAGCCAUUAAGUCUCCUUUUCGUCUAUUAAAAAGACAAUUUUCAAGUCAAAUUCAAAUUUGUAUCAUUGGUAGUGGCCCAUCAGCAUUUUAUACUGCUCAGACCUUACUAAAAAACCAUCCAGGUGUGCAUAUCGAUAUGUUUGAAAAACUUCCUUCGCCUUUUGGUCUAGUCCGUUAUGGUGUUGCUCCAGAUCAUCCUGAAGUAAAAAAUGUGAUAAAUACUUUUACAGAUGUUGCUAGGAAUACACGAUUUUCUUUCUUGGGCAAUGUUUGCAUUGGAAGAGAUAUUAGACUGAGAGAAUUACAAGAAGCUUAUUCAGUCAUUAUUUGGGCUUAUGGUACUGCUGUUGAUCGGCGUUUGGAUAUUCCUGGAGAGGAUUUACCAGGUGUUUUGUCUGCUAAAGAUUUAGUAGGAUGGUAUAACGGUGCACCCAGCAACGUCAAUUUUUCUCCUGAUCUCAGCUGUGAAACAGUUGCUAUUAUUGGUAUGGGGAAUGUAGCAGUUGAUGUUGCACGGAUUCUUCUUUCUCCAGUUGAUCGAUUAAGGUCUACCGAUAUACCAGAGCCUGUGAUUGAUUGUCUAUCAAAAAGUAAAGUUAAGAAUGUCAUUUUAAUUGGUCGAAGAGGUCCUUUACAUGUGGCGUUUACUCUAAAAGAAAUUCGCGAACUCUCAAAACUUCAUAUAACUUCAUCUCAGUCUAAAUGUUUCAUAAACUUACUACCAAAGGAUGUAUUCUCUGUAACUAUGGGGACAUCUGAUCAAAUUCAAGAGUUGUUAUCAGAACUUCCUCGCCCUCGACGUCGUUUAACAGAAUUUCUGUUAAAAAUGCAUAAUUCUUCCGAUCACAAGACGAAUCAUACAGCAUACCCAGUGUAUCAUUGUAAUUUACAGUUCUUACGUUUUCCAAAAGAAAUUGUUUCUUAUGGGGAACAUCAUUCUGACAAAAAUCGUUCCAUAGUUUCUCACAUAAAAUUAGCAACAGUUAAGUUAAAUGGUCCGACCGGUCCUCAUCAGCAAGGUGUAAUAGACGAUACUCAACCCUUAGAAACUUUACCUUGUGGCUUAGUUGUGCGUAGUAUUGGCUACCGUGGCGUCCGUAUUGAUCCAGACUUGCCAUUCGAUGAACAACAUGGAGUGAUUCUUUGCAAAGAUAAUAAUGGACGCGUAGUUGAUCUACCACAAAUUUCAUAUAGUUUCUCUUUAAGCCCAAUGUAUUGUGCUGGUUGGAUUAAACGUGGUCCAAUUGGUGUAAUUUCUGAUACGGCUGUAGAUGCUCGUCAAACCGCUGAAACUAUUCUUAAAGACUUGUCUGAAUUUGAAAAACGUGGUCAUGUAGAUGUAUUAAACAAACGUGGACUAUCUGUAGUCCAACGUUACCUUAACGAAAGAAGUCAGUUUUUGCCUUUUGACCAUACUUACGAUUUCAUCAUGUUUUUUACACAUGAUAUUAUGUGAGAAAAUUAACAAGUAUCAUUGAUCAAGCUUGAUGUUUCACUCUGUAUUUCUUUUUACCUAUUGAUUACAUAUUUAGACUAAUAGGAGGCUCACUUGGGACAUUUUAAUACUGUUUAUAUUAUUACACUGAUUAUUCACGUUAGUGGUACUCAGUAACCAAGUCUCCAUUUGAUUAUACAACUACCCACUGUUGAAACUAAAUUGGGUGAAAUGAGAUUCUCGCUUUCAACUUAGUCUUUUGAAUUAUAUCUUACUACGAGGAAACCAACAUAAAAAUAUAAUUACCACAGAUUGGGUUGGAAAAUGUACUGGACAUGUAUCUAUCUUUCUCACUAUCAAUGUCAAGCUAUGCAUUUGGUUUGUAAAGCCUUCUGUUACGAGUCUAUACUUUUAAAAAGUCCUGAUCAGGAAGUUCUUCGUAUUACUACAUUAAUUAAAGUCAUCGACUAAUAAAUUUGUAGAUUAAAACGUUGCAUUGAUCUAGUUACCGUAAAUCGGAUUCCAGUUUAUUUCUCUAGACCAGUCGGAAUUUUACAUUCAGGUUGGCAGUUGUAAUUUAUGUCUUCUAACUCAUUUAUCAAUCACUUGAGCAGUCAAUGUUUUCAAUUUCCUGUACACUUAAAACUCAUUGAUUAGUAACUACACUUUUCACUUAAUUAUCGUAUUGAUACAUGUUUGUGAUCCGUGAUAGUUUUUUGAUGAAUUUCACAUGCGUGAAUACAAUUGGUUCAUAAAACAAAUAUCCUAUUACAUAUACUUUCUUAUCGAUUUUACGUUACACUCAUUAGCAUUUCACAAGUGAUAAGUUAUUAGUAAGAGUCGUCACAAAGUUCAUGUUUAGUUUUAUUUUUAUCGUUCGAAUAAUUUUCUUUUCACAGCUUUGUGCAGAAAAUGUGUGAUUUAUUGACCAGUAUAUACGCGAAUAUCUCAUCACUGAUUGACUUAAAUAUUUAGUGAAGUAGCGGUGUAUGUUGUUGUAUAAAAGGGUGUAUACUAAGGUUUACGGAAGCCUUAGCCAUACGAAAAUUCAAACCCAUUUGUAUGUUCAAAAACAGUUUGUUCUCACCUUAAACCCACCCUGGUAAUAUUGGCUUAUUAUCCAUAGUGAUUAGGUUCCAAAUUGUGUCCACAUUAUUAUUAUUACUCUUGUUAUUGUCCUUGUCUCCUCUUACCCCGUUUCCAGUCUAGUUGACCCUUUAUUUUUAUGUAAAAAUGUUCUUAACAAGUAUAAGUGUGAUCAGAUUGUUCGAAAUGUAUUGCGCUAACAUAUCACAUCAUACAAAGGUACAAGGAGGUACCAAAUACAUAUGCGCCACACAAAUCUCAUUCGAUAUGUGUCAGGGGUGUGAUACUGCCCGGGUGCCCAAACCGAAGCAGGUGGUUUUCUUAGGGGGCCACACCCCGAGCCUUUGACCUAAAGGUCUGAUCCACAAAACAGUGGAGUAUCGUAAGGAGAUGCAGUCCCAUGGAAGCCGGUGACCAACAAUUGGUUCAUACGCCAUUUGUUCCUUCAGGAUACUGGAGCCCAUGUGCACUAUUGGUUUGGAAUCCGGUUAAAGCACCGGACAUUCGCUUUUCGUCCUCUCAUUUUCGUAAACAACACCUCCGCCACGAGAAGGCAGUGAGUAGGACUACCCUGGCAGAGGCUAUAUACGCGUGGCCAUGUGAGAGCAUUUCGAGAGGGAGAGCGGACUCUUCCCACUCUCAGCCGUACCAGGGCAUUUGGGGGCAACAUAUCACAUAGUUCUGAUAAUCUUCGUCUUCUCAUUACAUUAUCGAAAUUUAUCAAAGGGACUAAUUACUUUAAAGAAAUAGUGAUAAAUGAAUGAGAAAUUUAAAGUAUGAAUAUAUAAUCAGGACAAAAAUUACUUAUUUUGAAGUUGUUUUAUUUUUUGUAAAGAAUAUAAUGGAAAGUUACGACUGAAUCUUUACGGACCUAUACUCAUCCAUUAAAAUUAUCAAUGAAGGAAAUAAAGAUUAUGAAUUGUGUCACCCUACAGUAUGGUUAUGCUUAGAAAUCAUAAGAAUUGGAAUUAUUUUGUCCUAAAUUAAGAUCUAUGACGGAAAAAUGUGUUUUCUAUUAUUUAAGAAAAUCUGUUAACUAUCUACAAGUUUGUUUGCUCGACUUCCAAUUACUCAUUUCUUGUGUGAGGGUCGGCAGUUUUUUUUGUCCAAACUGAAUUUGAUGGUGUCUAAUUCGAACCUGCAAGCUGUUGAUUCAAAUCUGAGGGUACCACCACAGUAGUAUUAUUCCUCACUAAUAAAAAAUGUAUUCCUUAAAGCUAAUUGCACAAACCUAGAUUUAAUAAUUUGUAGAAUAUAAUUUAUUCGGUCACAGUUUAACGAAAUUCUGAAUGUGUGAUUAUUGUUUGUUCUUCAAUUAAUGUAGAUAUACAUGUUGUAAAAUUUAAAAAUUGGGAACGUAUUGAUGAAGCGGAAAAAUUAGCCGGUCAAAUACUCGAUAAACCAAGAGAAAAAUUGACUACAAUUCAAUCUAUGUUAAAAACAGCUUUUACUGAUGUAGAACAACCUAAAUGAUCUCGCCGAUAGUUUCUAGUUGUAACAUUCUAUUAUUUACUGUAUAAAUACCCUAAGUAGUAGGAUAUCUUUAAUAGUUUGUAUUCUCACUUCAACUCUAAAUUUGUGUAAUGCCAGUUAAAUUUCAUUAUUGCGAUAUUGUAUAAAAGAAAUCAAUUCUUAUUCUGACUUUUAUUUUACUGCAUAUGGUGUCUUCAUGAUAUUGUAUAUAGCCGAAAAUUUUUAAAGUAUUUUCGUAUGUUCAAAUUCUGUGGUAUGGGUAUAUCGUUAGUGAUAAAAUAACUAUAAUAUUUCGGCAUGGAUUACUCAAAAGUAUAAAUUGUACCCAAACAGAAUUAGAUUAUUUUUAACGUGUUCCACAGCAUACCCUAUUUGGAUUCGACUCAACAUUAAACCUACACCAACCUAAAUAGUUAAAGCCUACGCUACCCAUAUAUAACCACCUCCUACCUCAAUAUUCCAUGUAACUCAUCUGCGAAGUACAUGAUUUUAUGAAGGGUUUUAACCACGCUUUGUAUGAAGGCUGACGAUACUACGCGGCUUCCCAAACUGAAAUAAAUGGCACAAGAUUCAAACUUGUAGCCCAUUAAUUGUAUGCCCAGUUGUCUAAUCACAAUACCACUUCUUCAAGUACGUUGUAUUCAUUAAUGUUUGAGUAAGUUGGUAACAGGUUCGAGAUAGCCGAACCAAUUUAUGGUAUCAGUCUGGCGUAGAAGAAUGCUUGAAGCCCUCUAAACCCUGUGUUUGGUUCCUUUUACUGUUUCUUACUUUUCUAUCAUCAUGCAUAUCUUUACUUAGACUUUUUUUAAUUUCUAUCCUGUUUUGAUGUAAUUUGAGGACCGAUAUUUACUUCUGUCACGUUCUACGGUGUUCAUAAAUAAAUGAUUGCAUGUUAAUUCAGU
Schistosoma haematobium is the source of this 12143-nucleotide messenger RNA. RefSeq lists its product as uncharacterized. NCBI's taxonomy places the organism in Eukaryota, Metazoa, Platyhelminthes, Trematoda, Strigeidida, Schistosomatidae. Bases 7231 to 8703 code for a protein of 490 amino acids. The transcript is spliced from 11 exons. Gene Ontology annotation, cellular component: mitochondrion. The record is from RefSeq and is a predicted model, not a curated record. Gene Ontology annotation, biological process: ubiquinone biosynthetic process.